Messenger RNA from Candidula unifasciata, 621 nucleotides. The record is from the annotation of a GenBank genome assembly. NCBI's taxonomy places the organism in Eukaryota, Metazoa, Mollusca, Gastropoda, Stylommatophora, Geomitridae.
AUGAGGGCUGAGAAACAGAAGACAGAGAUGGUCGUGUAUAUUAUAACCAGUUUACUGACGAUUGCGGGGACAGCCUUGUGUCUGGUGGGUCUGCUGCUGCCCUACUGGUACACGAGCAUCAUCCUGGAGGGUAUUGUAGAUGUCGGGACGGCAAACCUCGGCCUGUGGCAGGAUCAGUAUUGUGCCAAAAACUCCUCCUGCCAGUCAACAUGGAUGUCCGCUGGAAGCCAUGCUCGCCCAGAAUAUAUGGAGUUUCCCUCGUGGAUGGUGAUUCAAGGAAUUGAGACGGCAGGAGCUGUUGCCGCAGUACUCAGUGUUGUCUCCCUUGCACCGUUCUGGGCUGUUUUCCGGAGCAACAAUAGUUUUGUCCGAAACACCAUCUACGGCAUAUUCUUCGUAACCUCACUAGUGGCAUCUUUUCUCAGCGUCAUAGGUUGUUUGGUUAUUGCCAGUGUGGGAAGUAAUGCACAUAUCAGAAAAGUGGAUUUCGCUCCAUUCUUCUCCGGCAUUGGUGGGACCGUGAUAUUUAUAGCUUUGGGUGUGGCGUGCACCAUCUGUCGUUACGACCCAACAUACGGGACCUUGGAAAACCCAGUUUCUCCUAAAUUCAGCCGAGCUUAG